AUGCCUCCCAAGAAGGCCGAAGCCGCUGCCCCGAAGGCAAAGGCUGGCGCAACCCACGCCAGUUACCAGGACAUGAUCAUUGACGCCAUUGUCAACCUCAAGGACCGCAAUGGCUCCAGCCGCCAGUCCCUGAAGAAGUACGUCAAGGCCAACAACCAGCUCAAUGUGUCGGACAACAUGUUCGAUUCUCUCUUCAACAAGGCCCUGAAGAACGGCGUCGACAAGGGUGUUUUCGCUCAGCCCAAGGGUCCCUCCGGCGGCACCAAACUGGCCAAGAAGAAGGCCGAACCUAAGAAGCCCGCCGUGAAGAAGGACCCUGCUCCUCCUCCGAAGAAGCCCGUCGCCGCCCCCGCCGCCAAGAAGGCUGCCCCCAAGAAGGCUGCCCCCGCCAAGAGCGAGCCCAAGGCCGCUGCUUCAACCACUGCCAAGAAGCCUGCUGCUCCCAAAAAGGCACCCGCCACCAAGAAGGCUCCUGCCGCCGCUGCCCCUGUCGCCAAGACGAAAUCGGGACGCGUCACCAAGGCCCAGAAGCCUGUAGCAAAGAAGGCGACACCAAAGAGGGCUGCGCCCAAGAAGGCGGCUGCCACUCCUGCUUCCGCCAAGGCAUAG
Hirsutella rhossiliensis is the source of this 609-nucleotide messenger RNA. RefSeq names its product linker histone h1 and h5 family domain-containing protein. Gene Ontology annotation, molecular function: structural constituent of chromatin; DNA binding. The record is from RefSeq and is a predicted model, not a curated record. Lineage: Eukaryota; Fungi; Ascomycota; Sordariomycetes; Hypocreales; Ophiocordycipitaceae. The coding region runs from base 1 to 609 and encodes 202 amino acids. The transcript is spliced from 5 exons. Gene Ontology annotation, cellular component: nucleosome. Gene Ontology annotation, biological process: nucleosome assembly.